This is a messenger RNA of Candoia aspera, 654 nucleotides long. RefSeq names its product retinoschisin 1 (gene RS1). The transcript is spliced from 5 exons. The record is from RefSeq and is a predicted model, not a curated record. Lineage: Eukaryota; Metazoa; Chordata; Lepidosauria; Squamata; Candoiidae. Bases 1 to 654 code for a protein of 217 amino acids.
AUGACUCAGUUGCUGGCCUUCCACUUUGUUGUUGUAAACAUUGAAAAAGUGGAUUGUGAUGACAAUCUGGAGCACUGGCAUAGUAAAGCCUGCAAAUGUGAUUGUCAGAGAAGUCCAAACUCAGUGUGGUCCACUGGAACAGACAGUCUAGAAUGCAUGCCAGAGUGUCCCUAUCAUAAGCCUCUUGGUUUUGAAUCAGCAGCUGUCACUCCAGAUCAGAUUAGCUGUUCCAGUCCAGAGCAGUACACUGGGUGGUAUGCUUCAUGGACUGCAAACAAAGCCCGGCUUAACGGACAAGGAUUUGGGUGUGCCUGGCUCUCCAAAUACCAAGACACAAACCAGUGGCUGCAGAUUGACCUAAAGGAAAUUAAAGUUAUUUCAGGGAUAAUUACACAGGGAAGAUGUGAUGCAGAUGAAUGGAUGACAAAAUAUAGUGUGCAGUACAGGACUGAUGAGAAUCUGAACUGGGUUUAUUACAAGGACCAAACAGGAAACAAUCGGGUUUUCUAUGGAAAUUCAGACAGAUCAUCAUCUGUGCAGAACCUUUUGCGCCCACCCAUUGUUUCUCGCUACAUAAGGUUGAUACCCCUUGGCUGGCAUGUGCGCAUUGCUAUCAGGAUGGAGCUGCUGGAGUGCAUGAAUAAAUGUGUUUAA